CAGGAGAAACACGAUGAAGGAGAAGUCCAAGACUGCUGCUCGGACGAGACGAGAGAAAGAGAACAGUGAAUUUUACGAACUGGCCAAGAUGCUGCCUCUGCCCUCGGCCAUCACGUCUCAGCUGGACAAGGCGUCCAUCAUCCGACUGACCACCAGCUACCUUAAAAUGAGGAUCGUGUUCCCUGAAGGGUUAGGAGAAGCUUGGGGCCACACAAGUCGAACCAAAUCUUUGGACAACGUGGGUCGGGAGUUAGGAUCACAUCUCCUGCAGACAUUAGAUGGCUUCAUUUUCGUGGUGGCUCCGGAUGGAAAAAUAAUGUACAUCUCCGAGACUGCGUCCGUGCAUUUGGGUCUGUCUCAGGUAGAGCUCACCGGGAACAGCAUCUACGAGUACGUGCACCCAGCCGACCACGAUGAGAUGACAGCGGUGCUCACCCCACAGCAGCCCUGCCAUACACACUUCCUUCAAGAGUACGAAAUUGAGCGCUCUUUCUUCCUGAGGAUGAAAUGUGUUCUGGCGAAAAGAAACGCGGGCCUAACUAGCGGUGGAUACAAGGUCAUACACUGUAGCGGCUACCUGAAGAUUCGCCAGUAUAGCCUGGACAUGUCACCUUUCGAUGGCUGUUACCAGAACGUGGGCCUGGUGGCUGUUGGCCACUCUCUGCCUCCGAGCGCCAUCACAGAGAUCAAGCUGCACAGCAACAUGUUCAUGUUCCGGGCCAGUCUCGACAUGAAGCUUAUCUUCCUGGACUCCAGGGUGGCAGAUCUCACGGGGUAUGAGCCUCAGGACCUGAUUGAGAAGACCCUGUAUCACCAUGUUCACAGCUGCGACACUUUCCACCUGCGAUGUGCCCACCACUUGCUGCUGGUGAAAGGACAGGUGACCACAAAAUACUAUCGUUUUCUGGCGAAGCACGGAGGCUGGGUGUGGGUGCAAAGCUACGCCACCAUCGUCCACAACAGCAGGUCGUCACGGCCACACUGCAUCGUCAGCGUCAACUACGUUCUGACGCAUACAGAAUACAAGGGAUUGCAAAUGUCACUGGAUCAGAUGACAUCCAGCAAAAACUCAUUGUCGUACCCAACCUCUGAUAACAGGAAGGGAAGCAAGUCCCGAGCUACACACAACAAGACAAAAUCACGGCUAUCCCCUUAUCCACAGUACACCGGCUUUCACGCAGAGCACUCAGAGUCCGACCAAGACAGCCAGUGGGGCGGGAGUCCCUUGGCGAGUUCCUCCUCCCCACAGCUGCAAGAGCAUGUGGAGGGUCUGGACACAUCUUGUGCCUACCGGCAGUACCCCGACCCCUCUGCCCUUUACCAUGGCCUGGCCCUCCACACGGAGAGCCAGAGCCAGGGCUGCGACCGUGGCUGCUGCGAGGCCGGCAGGUAUUUCUUGGGUGCACCUCAUACCGGGCGCGAGUCCUGGUGGGGGGCUGGCCGCGCUGUGGUGCCCCUCCCCAGAUCGCCACUGGAGAACGGCGAGGGAUUCAGUGUAGCUGUACCCCCAGUCAUAUCUACCCACAGCAUCCAUGUGAGAAGUCACUGGGAUGAAGAGAGCAUGGUGAGCUCUCCAGAUGGGGGCUCAGCCAGCGAUUCGGGGGACCGUUACCGGGGCGACCACUUCAGGGCCAGCCCACAGGACCCCGGCAAGAGUGAGACGCUCAUCCGAGCCACGCAGCACAUGAUCAAAGAGGAGGAAAGUCGUGUGCAGAUGAGCAAGGGCUCCCUGGACCCCCUGGGAGCUUCAGACGGUCCCUCCAAAGCCCACGCUCCCUGCUUCGCCACUGAGGUGGCCCACGUGGCGCUACCAGGAGUGGUGUGCCGCGGACCUGGGGUCCCCGAGCUCGCUCACAAGCACCUUCCGCACGGUGACAAUAAGGGGACCAGUCCCCAUGGUGAAGAGAGCAGCCCCACCCCACUCUCUCGCGUCAGCAGUCCUGGUCUGGAUAGGAUCUCCAAGCCCAGCCUGGCCCUCAGCAAGGACUACAUGCAGACAGACCUUUCACCGCUCUGUGCUCCCUCCCCAACUCUGCCCAGGCAGUACCUGGAGAGACAGGCGGCCUACUCCUUCGCAGGGUACACGUUGGAGCACCUCUACGACUACCCGCACUACGACGUCACGUCACACCUGCGUAUGAAGGGGGACCAGACGCAGGGCCACAAGGGGACGUCUGUCAUCAUCACCAAUGGAAGCUGACCGCCAUCCAGGAAGGCUGCCUUCCCGGUCCUGUGUUGAAGCUCCUACUCACACUGCCUCUGGGCCUGCUGGAACGGAAUGGAGCCUGUGCUUCUCUUUUAAAACGAAACAUGCAAAACAAGCCAUCCUACAUAUUGUUCUCCAGUCUCGCCGGGUUAAAUUUUAACUGUUUCCCUGCAUGCCAGCAGAGUUAAACAUCAGCUUGGCUGUUUGGCCGUGUCCUGUUUCUGCAGCAGUGCUCGCAGUGCAGAAAUGGCAAAAAAUGACAUCCAGCCAGGGCAGGGCAGGGCAGGGCAGGGCAGAGCAGGGCUAAGGGGAAGCACGGAACUGACCCGUGUCCGCCGUGCCGGUCUGCUGUGUCACUGUAAUGUUACACAUUCACACAAUGCAGAGAAUAUGCAAUUUUAUUGUGCUUAAGAAACCUCACAAUGAAAGGAAGAGAGGUGAAGUCAUUUUGAACAUGUGGAAUUAAUGAGAUGCAGAGGGCAAAUGAAGCCUACCUGUUAGUUA
This is a messenger RNA of Scleropages formosus (Asian bonytongue), 2710 nucleotides long. RefSeq names its product single-minded homolog 1-like. Lineage: Eukaryota; Metazoa; Chordata; Actinopteri; Osteoglossiformes; Osteoglossidae. Gene Ontology annotation, biological process: regulation of transcription by RNA polymerase II. The transcript is spliced from 11 exons. Gene Ontology annotation, molecular function: RNA polymerase II transcription regulatory region sequence-specific DNA binding; DNA-binding transcription factor activity, RNA polymerase II-specific; protein dimerization activity. The coding region runs from base 14 to 2200 and encodes 728 amino acids. The record is from RefSeq and is a predicted model, not a curated record.